Messenger RNA from Phoenix dactylifera (date palm), 1051 nucleotides. RefSeq names its product nuclear protein. Lineage: Eukaryota; Viridiplantae; Streptophyta; Magnoliopsida; Arecales; Arecaceae. The record is from RefSeq and is a predicted model, not a curated record.
CUACACCCGCCCGCCUAAGAUGGCCACCGCCGUUAGCCUUAGGGUUUCUCUGUCCUCUCCAAUCAGCUCUCUCUCCCUCCCCUCGUCCUCCUCGUCUCCUCUCCUUAGGGUUAGGGUUCGAGCUUGUGCGGCGAUGGCGGGCGUCGCCGUGACCCCGGCGGUGAUUGUAGGUGGCGGGAGGGUCGGGACGGCGCUGCGGGACUUGAGCGACGACCGGGACGUCAUCGUCGGGAGGGGCCAGCCAGUGCCGGCCGACUUUGACGGCCCCAUCCUCGUUUGCACCCGGAACGACGAUCUCGACGCGGUCCUCGAGGCCACCCCGCCAUCUCGAUGGAACGAUUUGGUGUUUUUCCAGAAUGGAAUGCUUGACCCAUGGCUUGAAAGUAAAGGUUUGAGUGAUGCAAACCAAGUGUUGGCUUAUUUUGCUAUCUCCAAACUUGGAGAAGCUCCAGUUGAUGGGAAAACUGAUACCAAUCCAGAAGGCUUGACGGCAGCAUAUGGUAAAUGGGCUUCAGCAGUAGCUACACGGCUCCAUAAUGGAGGCCUUUCUUGCAAGGUCCUUGAAAAAAAACCUUUUCAGAAACAAAUGCUAGAGAAAUUGAUAUGGAUCUCAGCUUUCAUGCUUGUUGGAGCUCGACAUCCAGGGGCUACGGUUGGUGCUGUGGAGAAGGAAUAUCGAUCUGAGGUUGCCAACCUGAUUGCGGAGCUAGCAUCUGCUGCAGCUGCAGAGAAGGGUAUAGUAUUUGAUGAAGGAAUAGAAGAGAGGCUUUGUGCUUAUUCUAGGGCUGUUUCACACUUUCCAACUGCUGUAAAAGAGUUCAAGUGGAGGAAUGGUUGGUUUUACUCACUGACAGAGAAGGCGCUCGCGCAAGGAGAGCCAGAUCCAUGCCCACUGCACACAGCUUGGCUCAAGGAACUGAAGGUCGUAUGAGAAAUUUAGGCCUUGUAUUUUUUUGCAAAUGCUGAGUAUGUGAUUAAUAUCCUUGUCGAUACCUCAUGUCACCUACAAUCAUCAAAUGAAAGGCCAGACUACAAAUUUAUCUCGAGGAGA